Molecule: messenger RNA, 3938 nt
Organism: Wasmannia auropunctata (little fire ant)
Lineage: Eukaryota; Metazoa; Arthropoda; Insecta; Hymenoptera; Formicidae
Product: partitioning defective 3 homolog
Exons: 2
Coding region: 534-3422 (962 amino acids)
Biological process (GO): intracellular protein localization; establishment or maintenance of epithelial cell apical/basal polarity; cell adhesion
Cellular component (GO): apical plasma membrane; adherens junction; cell cortex
Molecular function (GO): phosphatidylinositol binding; protein binding
Source: RefSeq, a predicted model, not a curated record
UGGAAUGUUAAAAUGGCGAGUGCGUCUAUUCCGCAUAUUUGAUGUCGCGAUAAAGUAGUUGGGCGUACGCGCGUCCGUCCUGUCGGCUCGUCCCCUGCCUGUGAUUCCCUCGCGCGACGCCGUCGUCCUCCGUCGCGGGCCGCCGUCGUCGUCGCCGUACGCUGGCUCGCGCGUCGCAAUUGCUCCACCGCCGCGAAGGUCGCGGGGACGUGCCAAACGCGUGCCUGGCGCGUACGUGAAUCACACGCUCGCGAGAUAUGGAGAGGUGCGACUCGAGGUAACACGCGAUAAUCGCUCGCGUUACUCACGUCACAGUCCGCCCGCGACACGCCACACAUUCCGGAACACGUGCGACGAACGCGCGUGUCGCGCGUGUUCGACGACGACGACGACGACGGACGGAUAUACAAACUUUCACGCGAUUGUUUCGCCAUUGUUGCGUAAAAAAUCUUGGCGCGUGAAAAUCACGCACUGUGUGCACAUAAUCUCGCGUGGCUCGCUUUCUUCGUUAAUAAUAUGAAAGCGGAGCAAGCAUGAAGGUAACCGUGUGCUUCGACAAUGUCAGGGUGGUGGUCCCAUGCGGAGACGGUACUCUGCUGGUCAAGGAUCUGAUGCAUGAGGCCAUCCUGAGGUACAAGAAGGCCACUGGCAAAAGUGAUAACACCCUGACCAUCAACAGUCUGUCCUCCCUGACCGGGGGCGGCCUACUGGAUCCGGACGACAGACUGUGCGACGUGGCCGACGACAGGGAGCAGAUCGUGGCCCAUUUCGCUGGCUCCGACGUUGUCAGCCACGUUGGCGGGGACGGUGCGAGCUCGGUUGGCACCAACAGUCCCGACUUCUUCCACCGAGAUGGCAAGGAUCAGGCUUAUCCGAUCGACAUCCAUUCCUCCGUGUCUAGUAGUAGUAUUAAGAGAGAAAGUGCCAAGCGUUUGUCGAUGCACGCAUUGUCAACGAGAGAACCUUCUCUCACAACGUAUUCUGCUCAAUCCCUACCGAGGGAGUCUCGACGUAGGGAGCCUUUAGGUCAAGAUUCCAAAGCUUCGUACGAAUUUGGAAAUAAUACCGAAUCCGGGAGCCAAGAGGUGCGAGAGAUAGUGAUAAAGAACGAGGCAGGGCCACUGGGGCUCCACGUGGUGCCAUGUUACGACUUGCUGGGCAACGAUCAGGGACUCAGAGUCGAGGGUAUUGAGCCGAAUGGCCGCAUCGCCAGGGACGGGCAAAUCGAUUUGCACGACAAUAUUAUAAAAAUUAAUGGUCAUAACUUGUUGCACAUACCGUUUUCAAAGGUUCAAGAGAUUUUUCGAACAUGCAUGAAUGAUCCCUGUUUACAAAUUUCCGUAGUUAAGCACAAGAAGAGAAUGAGGAGCGAAAAGUCUUUGCAUAAAAACCACGGGAACACCAGUGGCGGAUCGGAGAAGGCCGAGGGCGAUGAGAAUAUCAAGAGACUUCAAUGCAGCAACUACAACCUUCUACAGACUGCGAACACUAGGAAAAUUGGACGGAUGAUAGAGAUAGAAUUAGUAAAGGGAGGUAACGGUUUAGGAUUUAGUGUUACCACACGUGAUAAUCCUGCUGGGGGACAUUGUCCCAUAUACAUUAAGAAUAUAUUACCAAAAGGUGCUGCGGUGGAGGAUGGCAGAUUGAGACCGGGUGAUAGAUUGCUAGAGGUAAAUAAUAAGGAGAUGACUGGCAAGAGCCAAGCGGAGGUCGUGUCACUGCUCAGAAGUAUUCCUCCCGGUGGUAAAGUGAGGAUGGUAGUAUCGCGUCAAGAGGAAAUUUCUUCAAACAUUCCGGAUUCUCAGGGUAUCGCGACCCCUGCUGCUCCCCCGGCUGCUGAAGUAAUGGAUAAUACAAAGUAUUGGAAUACAUUAAAUAGAUCGCCAGCGAAAAAGAACGACGUACACGACAAGAUGAACACUCACACUUACGAGAAGUGCACGUACAAAUCGGUUAAAUCAUCCGAAGAUAUCGUCUUAUCUCCGCGUAAGAAUCGUGUGAUAAUGAACUUAGAUAUACCAGUACAUGAUUCUGAGAAGGCUGGCUUGGGCGUAAGUGUUAAAGGUAAAACCAACAGCUCCGACGACAACACCAAUAUGGAUUUAGGUAUUUUUAUAAAAAGUGUUAUCCACGGGGGCGCAGCAUCCAGGGACGGUCGCUUGCGGACCAAUGAUCAAUUGCUCAGAGUUAACGGCGUAUCGCUGUUGGGAUUAUCCAAUUCCGAGGCGAUGGAGACCUUGAGGAGGGCGAUGCUUAACACAGACAGCUCAGUAACCGGUGUGAUCAAUCUUAUAAUAGCUAGGAGGGUAUCGUCGUAUGAUGCGAGUGAGAAGAAUACUGUAGAUAAUUUACAAUCUCAUCGUAAAUCAGAAGUUAGUAGUAUAUACAUAUCGGAUUCUACGAAAAUGAACGACGGCAUAGUCAAGGAGAAGAACACUUUAAAUUCUCAAACCGAUGCACUGGACAACGGUGGAUUAUUAUCCUGCGUAACAGCCUCGCCAUGGAAUCCUGUCAUCGACAGACUCACGGAGCAGUACAGCAAGAAUAGCUUGAGAAACGAAAGCUACUGCCUUGCCACCAAUAAAACGUGGAUAGAGCCGAUUAAUAAUGUAAAGAAAAUUAUAGGAUCGCGCGACGAUCGGAUUGAAGCAGUAUUGCUGGAGGAAUCGAACAACGACAGCUCUCAAGGAAACGACACCAAACGAAAUACCGAGGAUAAGGACAGCCAGUAUUCCGGGGAUCCCACGUACGACAGUCAGUUGUCCCUGGAGGAAUUAAACUCUUCGUCGAAUAAGUUUUCUCGCGAUGCUCUUGGCAGACAGAGCAUGUCGGAGAAACGGCACGCGGCACUCGACGCCAAAAACACGGAUACUUACAAGAGGAACAAGAAGUUGCGCGAGAACAAGAACGCGGAUCAAACCAAUCAGAAAUCAAUCACCAGUCAAACGAGCAAUCACUCAAGCGACUUAGGAGAUUAUUCGAAGAGGAGCGGCAAGUCGAACAACUUCGAGAAGCAUACGAGUAAAGGGGCCUUAGCCGGAAACACGAGUACCGACAAUAAUGUGAGACACCACGAGAAGUCCGUCGAUGUUGCUCAAUCGGAAUAUAUGUACACUAUACCCGGAUGCAAUAAUAAGUUUCUCUCGCCGAAGAAGCACUGGCUCGUGGACGAUGUGCACAGCGAGGUUACGAGUAGUAAUAAUAUCAAAGACGAGCGAGAAGGCUUCUCGAACAGUCGCGGGGACGUGAAGCAGGCGUCUCUCAAUUCAGCACUGGACGAUCGGUAUAAGCGGAAGAAAAACGGCCUUCGGUCGAUACUCCGAUUGAACAGGAAUAGGAAAUCACUUAAUUUUGGCGAUAGCAUAGAAGCGAGGCACGAAACUAGUAAUUAUUGCAGCGGAAGGAUCAGUUAUAUCGCAUAAAUGCAAAGACAGUAUGCAAGAUAAAUGCAGAAAUUCUGCAUUAGUAAAUAAUAUAUAUAUAUACACAUUAUCGCGCAUCUGCAAAUACAUACACAUUUUUUGCAUAUAUAUAUAAAUAUAUAUUUUAUCUAUAUAUAUACGAUCUGUUCCAAAGUGCCUUAUAUCAUUAAAAGAAAAUAAUUCUGUAUAUACGAUUUUGUACUUGUCUUUAACUGAUACGGAUCAUGUACUUAACUACGAUAUAAACAUUAUACAUGUAGUUUAUACGACACCGGAAUUAGAUAAUUAAUAGUUCCAAAAGGAGGAAUUAUAAUAUUCUGCUGCUAAAUCAAAUAGCAAUUCAAAUAUAUCUCUGUCGUUCUCAUCGAUUUAACAUGUACCUGUAGAAUCUUAAAUUUGUAACGUCAAUUGACAUCGAGGAUAAAUAUUGUAAAAAAAAGUCACAAAAAUCAUGGUGCAUUUCAGAUCACUCCAAAUGCAAUCCUUUAUCAACAGAAGCGUUUUCGAGCCAAAAUU